Molecule: messenger RNA, 678 nt
Organism: Epinephelus lanceolatus (giant grouper)
Lineage: Eukaryota; Metazoa; Chordata; Actinopteri; Perciformes; Serranidae
Source: RefSeq, a predicted model, not a curated record
AUGGAUCAACAAGAUAUCUACAUGAACGUAAAGAGACCAAGAGGUAAUCCUGGCAAAAGGAAGAAUUUGGUCAAAGGUUUCAAAAGUGUUUAUGAGAAUGAAGAUAGGAUCCAAACUCUAGAGCUGAACAGAACUGGACCUGCAGACACCAAAGGCGUCUCUGAGUGGGUUCAGCUGCAGAGCAGUUACAACAAUUUGUCUGCAGAGAGAGACCAGAUGCAGAAAAGAUUUGAAGCCAUAACCAAGGACAAAAAUGAUCUGCAGACAAAGCUCCUCUCAGACACAGAGAAAAACUGUUGUGACAGAUGGGUGAAGCUUGGCUCCAGCUGUUACUAUGUAUCUACUGAACAGAAGACCUGGACAGAGAGCAGAAAGGAGUGCCAGAGCAAAGGAGCUGACCUGGUGAUCAUCAAUAGUGAAGAGGAACAGAAAUUUGUCAUUAAGUUCGACAAAAGAAUCUGGAUUGGGCUGACUGAUCAAGAUGAGGAGGGUGUCUGGAAAUGGGUGGACGGGACAGCUCUGACUGCAAAGUACUGGUACGCUCCACAGCCUGAUGAUGGUGGGCAACCAGGAGUGAAAGAAGACUGUGCAGAGAUGUACGUUAAAAGUUCUGAUCCUUUAUUAAAAUGGAAUGAUAUUCCUUGUUCACAUCGUAACUACUGGGUCUGUGAGAUUUAA